Penaeus indicus is the source of this 1761-nucleotide messenger RNA. RefSeq lists its product as uncharacterized. Gene Ontology annotation, biological process: negative regulation of translation; negative regulation of ribosome biogenesis. The record is from RefSeq and is a predicted model, not a curated record. The transcript has 6 exons. The coding region runs from base 140 to 1171 and encodes 343 amino acids. Gene Ontology annotation, molecular function: ribosomal large subunit binding. Gene Ontology annotation, cellular component: mitochondrion. Lineage: Eukaryota; Metazoa; Arthropoda; Malacostraca; Decapoda; Penaeidae.
AAUUCACAAAAAAUAUUAAAUAGACGAUCUAAAUUAACUACUAUGCGAUGGGGAUAUAACACACGGUAGCAGACUAUCAGGAGCAGACGAACACGGACUUUCAAAAUAGCUGAUGACUCGCCCACGUUAAUCCAGAACCAUGCAGCGUUGCUUGUUUUCCCGCACUUGCAUCCUGUGCUCAAGGACACCUUCCUUUGUGUCCAGGAGAGACUACCAGGCUAAGCAAACCAAUUUCAUUACCCAGCAUGAUGCCCAGAGUCACCACCCACAGGGGCUGUUGCUCCCUCUACCACUAAGGUCACCCAAGUAUCGAAGUAGGUUUAGCACAAGCUCCGGGCAGGACAGCGAUGACAAGAACAGCAAGGUGGACUUCUCCAAGGAUCCAGAAGUGAAGAAGUGGCUCAGUGAGUUGCAGAGCGACUUUGCAGAAGAACUGGGGAAAUCCAGAGAGGAGUGUAACGAUGGGAAAGAGGAGAACCAAGGAAACAACAAGAAUGACACAAAUCACCUUCCAAAAUCAUCGGGUACGGACAAACACGCUGCAGACUCAAACACAGGAUCGGAAUUGACAGCCAUGAAUCCCUGGACCAAGCUCACCACACAGAAGUACGAAAAGUUCAGCAUGGACAAAACGCAUAUAAUCUAUGACUACGAUGAAGAGCAGAGACGGCUAGCAGAAGGGAUAGUGGAAGAAGAAACAGAAGUGGAGGAGCUAGUGCUGGAAAGAGGUAGAACGGGUGUUUUCGACGUUGAGGAAUUAGUGGAUUUCUUAAGGGAGGAGAAUGCCAGGGAUAUUGUCGUCAUUCAGGUGCCCCCAGAAAUGAAGUAUGUGGGUUACAUGGUCGUGGCCACUAGCCUGUCCCAGCGGCACAUCAACGCCCUUGCAGAAACCAUCCGCCGGAUUUACAAGAAGAAGAAGAACAGGAAAGACCCAUCACUCAUAUGUGAAGGGAAGUCAACAAAUUGGGUGGCACUGGAUAUGGGUAACAUUGCACUGCACAUCAUGAAACCGGACAUCAGAGAAGAAUAUGACUUAGAGACUCUGUGGACAGUUGGUGCGCAGUUCGACGACAAAUGCCAAGAGGUUGAUGAAAAUCCGAUGGACCUGUUCAAUGCGAUGGGACAUUUUACAAACACAGGGGAUUCAUCAGAGAAGUUUAUUAGGCCUUAAUACUGUGAUGUGAACUGAGGAAGAUGACUUGUUGUGUGGAGAAAGGAAUAUGAUAAUUUGCUUAAUUUACAGUGAGGAUUAUAUGAUAUUAAAAUGAUCAUACUGGAAUUGUUGUUAUUGUUUUUAAUUUAUUAUUUAUUAUUUUUUUAUACUUAUUCUGAGAAAUGAUAUGGGCUGUAAACUGCCAUGUAGCAUACACAAUUUUAGAAAAAGGUUUUACAAAAUUAUAUAUAUUUUUUUUGUCUCCAUAACAUUGAGUUACAUGGUAUUACUUUUGUAUGAGCUUUCUUUAAUGGAUGUUGUUAUAACUCAUUGUGGGCUUUGCUAGGGGACGGAUGUUUAAUCAGUGUCAUUAUAUAUUUGGAAAGUAUCUUAAUUUAUAACUGUAUUGAAAUAUGAAGAAUUAUAAAAUAGGUUCUAGAUUGGAAAAAGUCUAUGCCUUUUUAUUUCCAACUUUGUAAAUUAUGUAAAUUAUAGAAAAUACUUACAUGUACAAACACUGUAAAAAUGAAAAUGAAAAAAAAAAGUAUAUAAAGACUGUGUUAAAGAUAUUACCUGUAUAGAUGUACAAAUAAAAAGAGAGAAUUGAA